Drosophila grimshawi is the source of this 4866-nucleotide messenger RNA. It is a transcript of the gene zld, whose product is annotated as AF4/FMR2 family member lilli. Lineage: Eukaryota; Metazoa; Arthropoda; Insecta; Diptera; Drosophilidae. The record is from RefSeq and is a predicted model, not a curated record.
CAGCAGCAACAAUAACAGCGAGCCACAUGAGCAGCAGCAGCGCGACGCAGCCGACGCCGACGCAGACGCCAACGUCGUCGCUUAAUGGCGAGCAUAAAAAGUGAAAUGCCGCCACUGCACGCGGCCGAGACGCUAACCGCCGCCGCCGCCAGCAGCAGCAGCAGCAGUAGCAGCGGCAUUGCAACAGACAGCGGCGGCGGCACAACAUCAACAGCAACAGCAGCAACUGUUGCAACUGUUGCUGCUGCCUCGCCAAAUGCGAAUGCAACAAUCAGCGCCGCUGCCGACUCCAGUGAUAAUCAGCCAGGCACGCCGCAGCCAACACAACAGCGACAACUCCAGCAGCAACACCAGCAACAGUAGCAGCAGCAGCAGCAACAACAACAACACAUCAGCAGCAGCCAACAGUCGCUAAUCUCUGCCGAGGCACAGCAGCAGCAACAGUUGUCGUCGGGCAUAACGCAUCAGCCUUAUGCCACACAUCAAAUGUAUGCCGCACAGCAGCAGCAACAGCAGCAGCAGCAACUCUACUACGCCAGCGAUAUGCAGCAGCAACAGUUGCAGCAGCAACAACCCAGCUACGCAGCGAGCAGCUACAUCAACAGCUACGAGCAAUUCUAUCAGCAACAGCAGCAGCAACAGCAACAACAGCAAAGUGUUGCUGCCGUUUCUGAUUAUGGCGGCGCUUAUAUUGACUACAGCAAAGUGUCCGCGGUGCGUUAUCAUCCCUACUUGCAACAGCCGACUUCAGUUUUGCCACCACCACCACCAGCAACGGCAGCAGCAGCAGCCGCCGCAGCUGCAGCAGCCGCAGCAACAGUGGCAGCAGCAGCUGAUGACAUUGCAGCAACGGCAGCAAUGAGUCCGCGUGUCGUCAGCAGCAGCAGUCCCACAUCGACGUCGUCUCACUUGCAAUUGAGCAGCGUGACGCCCAGUUCGCCGGGCGGGGGCGGGGGUGGCAACUGCAAGUUGCAGUGCAAAAAAUGUGGCAUACUCAACACAAACGAAACGGAGUUGCACGAACACAUCGCCAAUGUGCACGGAGAGUCGCCGUAUGGCAGCAGCGGCUACGCCAGCUCACCCUACAUCAAGGAGGAGUUGCCGACGGCGACGCCAACCGUUGCCAGUGGCGAGCUGCUCGAUUUGGACUCGCAAAAGAUGGUCUACCACCAGCAAUUGCUGCAACAGCAGCAGCAGCAACAAUUGUCGCAGCAACAGCAGCAGCAGCAACAAUUGUCGCAACAUGAUCUUGUUGCUGGUUUGCCGCUGGCAUUGCCAGAUCCGCUGCACUCAAUGCAAUCCAUGCAACAGCGUGCACUGCACAGCUGGGAGCAACAGCAACAUCAUCAUCAGCAUCAGCAGCAGCAGCAGCAACAGCAGCAACAUCAACAGCAGCAGCAGCAACACUUGCAACAACAUCAGGCUGGUGUUGAAGGUUUGCCGGCAUACAUGCAACCAUUGCUGGAGAAGUCGCCACAUCAUUAUUAUGCAACGAAACAGUCUCCGUAUCAGCCGAUGAUCAAGCAAGAGUAUCUCAUCAAAUCGGAGUACGCCGAUUCGCAGCAUUAUGUGGAUAAAUCUUUCGAUCCGACGACAGCCGAGGUGACAACCAGUCCGGCUGAAUAUCCCAGCACAACCACUGGCAAUCCAUCAGUUGCCGUUGCUGGCAAUGAUGCAACGUCUGUUGCUGCUGCAACGGGUGGUGGUGGUGGUGGUGCAGGUGCUGGUGCAACGGGUGGAUCGGGUGGUGCAGCAGCAUAUCGCAACUUUGAGCCACCCAGCUCAAGUUCGGUGCUGCCCGCCAACAGUUUAACGGCCAAGGCGGCCACCUGGAAAUCGAAUGAGGCACGUCGUCCAAAGACCUACAAUUGCACUGCGUGCAACAAGUGGUUCACCAGUUCCGGCCAUUUGAAGCGGCACUACAAUACCACGUUGCACAAGAAUGCGGUCAAGUCGAGUGGCCAACCAGAUCCGGCCACUUUGCCCAUUUCGGCGCAUCAUCAUCCUGCACGCGAUCCGGUCACCAAGACCAGUCGUCGUGGCAAUGCUGCAGCAGCAGCAGCAGCCGCCGCCGCAGCAGCCGCCGCAGCAGCCGCAGCAGCAGCAGCAGCGGGUGGAGGAACAACAGUUGGUGAUGUGCCAACGGCACCGGAACCGCCGCGCAGUCCGCCGGACUACGGCGGUGUUUGUGGGGCGACGGGCGUGCCGGUGGGCGGCGCCAUGUCGCAAUAUUCGGCCUCGCCGUCGCCCACCAAUGCCGCCCAGCAGCAGCAGCAGCACCAGCAACAGUUGCUGGCGAGCAGCAGCAAUGGCUAUGCGAGCAAUGGCCACCACUAUCAUCAUUACAACAUGCAACCACAACAGCAACAAGUGCAAUCGACGACAAACGCUUCUCCACAGCAUGCUAACAACAGCAACAACCAACAACAACAACAGCAGCAGCAACAGCAACAACAGCAGCAGCAGCAACACAACAAUUCCGUUUUGAACGGUCACCCAAACGGGCUAGCAGGUCCCUCCGCCCCCAUCAACAACAACAACAACAACAACACACAAAUGCCGUCCUCCCAAAUGAGGGGCCUGCUGAACAAAACAACAACCACCACCAACAACAACAACAACUCACCAACAACAACAACACCAACAACAACAGCCACAAUUAUAAAGAUCGAACAAAUGGAGGACAGCAACUCAGCAAUGGUCAUGGAGGAGCAGCAACAGCAACUGGAACAGCUGGAGCAGCAACAGUUGGAGGAACAGCAGCAACACGUCUUGCUGCAAACUGCUCACCCAACACAGCAGCAGCAGCAGCAGCAAGCGCUCAGCUAUCACAGCAGCAACAGCAACUCGCCGCUUACUAUUUACCACCAACAGCACCACCACCACCAACAACACCAACAGCAGCAGCAGGAGCAACAACAACAACAGCUGCUGCUGCCGCUGCCGCUGCAGCAGCUGCUGCCGCAGCCGCCGUCGCAGCGGGAGGAGGUGGAGGGGGAGCACCACCACCAGCAGCAGCAGCAGCAGCAGCAACUGGAGCAAGCAAUGGAUUUCUCGCGCACCACCAUCACCACCACCAUCACAACGCCGCCGCUGCUGCCGCCGCCGCCGCCUAUGGGAGCGCUGCUGCCGUCUAUGGGAAUGGAUUACAACAUGCUGGCUUUGGAUAUGCAGCAGCAGCAACCGCAGCAACAGCUGUCGCCGCACAGCAAUAUGCUGUCGUGCAGCAGCAACAUCAGCAUGCAGCAGCUGCAGCUGCCGGCCAUUAUUACCACCACGCCCACCACGCCCAUGCCCAUGCACACGCCCAUCACGCCCAUGCCCACGCCCAUGCUGCCCAUCAUGCCCAUCAAUAUGGACAUGGCAUGCACCACUAUGGGGCACCAAUACCAGCUGUCGCCGCCGCCGCCACAGCAGCAACUCUUGCUGGUGGACAACAGCAGCAGCAACAGCAGCAGCAGCAACAGUAUAGCCAGCAGCAGCAGCAACAGCAACAACAACAUCACCAGCAACAUUUGCUACCAGCAACUGCCGCCAUUGCUGGAGCACACAAUGAGCUAUCACACUAUUAUUGGUAACGAUGCGGCCCAUUAUGAUGCCUAUGCGAACAACAACAACAGCAGCAGCAAUAGCAACGACAUCGCUGCUCAUCAUCAUCAUCCCCAUCACCAUCCACAGAUAUUGCAACUGAUGCCCGCCACGCUAUUUGCACCAUAUGCAGCAGCAGCGGCAGCAGCGGCACAUGCACCACUCUCCCCAUAUUCGGUUGCCGCACAGCGUUCGCCGCAAGAGGGCGAUUUGCCGCCGGUGCACACGUUGACGCAUGCGUUGCAGGUACAGCAGGAGGCGCAACAGCAACAGCAGCAGCAGCAGCAACAUCUGCAACAUCAGUCGGCAACAACAACAACGUUAACAUUGCUGACCACGCCCACAGCAUACUCGCCCACAGUGAGCAGUUCGCGUGCAACUCCAGCAUUGGAAUUGGACAUGGCAAUGGUCAUGGCACAACAGCAACAGCAACAACAACAGCAGCAGCAGGAUUAUGAACUUGAGCAGCAUUAUCUGCAGCAACAGCAACAACUUGAGCUUGCGCAGCUGCAGCAGCAACAAUUGCAACAACAGCAACACGAACAACAGCAGCAGCAGCAGCAACAACAACAACAACAACAAGCUGUUGCUGUGCUGCCCAAGAAGCGACGUGCUGCUGCCGUCACAACAACAACAAUAUUAGCUCAGCAGCCGCCCAGCAAGCGACGUCGAAACAACAGCAUUGGUUCAACGUCGCCACAUUCGACAACGUUGCCAUCGGGUCGCAUCAAGUGCUUGGAAUGCGACAAGGAGUUCACCAAAAACUGCUACCUGACGCAACACAAUAAAUCGUUUCAUUCUGGUGAGUAUCCGUAUCGGUGUCAAAAGUGUGGCAAGCGAUUCCAGUGCGAAGAUGUGUAUACGACACACUUGGGGCGACAUCGCACCCAGGAUAAGCCGCACAAAUGCGAACUGUGCCCCAAGCAAUUCCAUCACAAGACAGAUCUGCGGCGACACGUGGAAGCGAUUCACACGGGCCUCAAGCAGCACAUGUGCGAUAUCUGUGAGAAGGGCUUCUGUCGCAAGGAUCAUCUGCGCAAGCAUCUUGAGACCCACAAUCGUCCGCGUGUCGUUGGCAAAAAGGCUGCUGCUGUUGCCGCCGCAAAGGCUGCAUCGGCAACAGCAGCAGCAGCAGCAACUCGAACUGCAACAGCAGCAGUAGCAGCAGCAACAGUUGCUAGUUUGGCACUCAAGCUGGACGAUGUUGCUGCUGAUGAUGAUAGUCUGCUUGAUGAUGACGACGACGACGAUGAUGAUGUUGUUGAUAAUGAUGAUGUU